This is a messenger RNA of Protomyces lactucae-debilis, 1772 nucleotides long. Its product is annotated as amino acid permease. NCBI's taxonomy places the organism in Eukaryota, Fungi, Ascomycota, Taphrinomycetes, Taphrinales, Protomycetaceae. The transcript has 3 exons. Gene Ontology annotation, biological process: transmembrane transport. Gene Ontology annotation, cellular component: membrane. Bases 1 to 1626 code for a protein of 541 amino acids. The record is from RefSeq and is a predicted model, not a curated record. Gene Ontology annotation, molecular function: transmembrane transporter activity.
AUGUCCGCAGGAAAGGCUUCUACGCAUGAGGCCUACACGGUCGAUCCUCUCCAGUCGUCUGCUUCUUCAUUGAACGAAGAUGAGAAGCUCCUCGCACGUCUAGGUUACAAGAGCGUUCUCCAUCGAAGCUUCGCACUCGUGGACAAUUUUUCCGCCGCCUUUGCUGCUCUGUACUUUGUCGGCGGAGUACGCGUCACGUUUGGCCUUGGUAUCUCCUCUGGUGGACCAGCAGCAUACUGGUCUUCCUAUGUCAUCUCGUGUAUCUUUACGUUCUUCACGGCUGCCUGUCUUGCUGAAAUUUGCUCUGCCUUGCCGGCUGCAGGUUCAAUCUACUUUUGGGCAGCAGAGUGCGCCGGUAAUGACUAUGGCCGUCUCGCUGGUUUCAUUGUUGCUUGGUGGAGUACCACAGCUUGGACCACCUUCACAGCCUCCACCUCUCAGUCGGCAGCCAACUACAUGCUUUCCGAAAUUCCUCUCUUUGGCUCAUCCUACAGCACUGAUUCAAAUGAUGUCAAGUUCCGAGCGGUUCAAUGGGCAGUCGCUGAAGUCUUGCUUGCAAUUGCUAUGCUCGUCCAGUACAUUCCGCCACGCUACUACAAAUUUGUCUUUCGUGCUGCGACCGGUGUCGUUGUGCUCGACUUUCUGCUCAACUUGAUUUGGUUGCCGAUUGGCGUUGCCAACACUUACGGCUUCCGCUCAGCCGAGUAUGUCUUCACCCACAAAUUCAACGGAACAGGCGCUCCUGCUGGCUGGGACUGGUGUCUUUCCUUCCUAUCGACUGCAGGUAUUUUGGUUGGCUAUGACGCUGCUGGACACGUCGCAGAGGAAACAAAGGAUGCCUCCAAGAAUGCAGCACGAGGCUUGUUCUGGUCUGCCAUGUACUCUGCUGCCGGUGGACUGGUCAUUGUCAUUCUCUUCUUAUUCUGUGCACCGGAGGCAGAAACGCUUUUUUCCUAUGCAAUCCCGCAGCCAUUUGUGGCAGUCUACUCGCUCGCCCUUGGGCGUGCACACGUUUUGCUAACUACGAUUGCCGUUGUUGGACUCAUCUUCAACACGAGUGUUUCGUCGGUCGCUGCCUCCAGGCUCGUCUUUGCAGUCGCUCGCGAUGGUGUUUUGCCGUGGUCCAACUGGAUUGCUCAGGUUGACUCACGCGGCAAUCCAAGGAAUGCCAUCACCGUGAUUUGGGUCGUCGCAGCCACAUUACUUUGCACCAUCUUGCCAAGUCCUGUGUCCUUCUCAUCGCUCGUCUCGGCUGCUGGUGUACCAACAUUCGCUGCAUACGCUCUGAUUCUCACUUGCCGAGCCAUCAUCACGCCAAAUGAAUUCCGCAAUGGUUCUUGGUCGCUAGGACGCUGGUCGCGACCAAUGAAUUUGAUUGCCAUUCCAUUCAACUGGUUCUGCGUAGCCGUGCUUGUUUCGCCCUACAUCUUCCCAACAACGGCGCAAAACUUGAACUACAGUGGCAUCAUCCUCGGUGCCAUCACCAUCUUUGGGUUCAUUUCUUGGAUGGUGGUGCCAAAGGAGCGCUGGCUUGAGAAGAAGCGACUCCUUGGGGUGCGCAAGGCUCAGGUGGAUCGCGAGGAGCAAUCCAGCGUUCAUGUCAUUUCCGAGACCAGCUCCAAGUAGGUGGACAUGGGCAUUCUUGGCUCAGAAAGUUUCCAUGGAUCGAAUUUGCUUAGACACAGUAUCUCGAGCAAUAUAGACUAUAUAGGCAGUAAUCUUACUUGGCCUUUUGCUGCUCUGCCAUACUGUUUGGUUUAGGUUUGAGUUGC